CUAAUGGUUCGGGGUAUCCGGAGCGUAGGAUCAUCUGAGGAGGAGACUCAAGUGAUCCGCUUUCUCAAUCCUUUGACAAUUAUCAGUGGCCCUAAUGGAAGUGGAAAGACUACACUUAUUGAAGCACUCAACUAUAUCACUACUGGAGCACUCCCAUCUGGAAAAUUAGCGUCGUUCGUGCAUAGCGUAGAG
Molecule: messenger RNA, 192 nt
Organism: Ostertagia ostertagi
Lineage: Eukaryota; Metazoa; Nematoda; Chromadorea; Rhabditida; Trichostrongylidae
Source: the annotation of a GenBank genome assembly